Molecule: messenger RNA, 1920 nt
Organism: Fimicolochytrium jonesii
Lineage: Eukaryota; Fungi; Chytridiomycota; Chytridiomycetes; Spizellomycetales; Powellomycetaceae
Exons: 14
Coding region: 1-1920 (639 amino acids)
Source: RefSeq, a predicted model, not a curated record
AUGUUGUCCGUCAUAGACCCUGACGUUCCUGAGCAGGAGGAAGCGGGCUUACGCACAGCUCCGGCGAAGUUACAAGAAGAGACUUUGAAACCUGGCGACGAGGGCGACGAUGACAUCGAUGAGUGCAUAAUAGAAGAAGAGUGGGAAUACGAUGACCAGGCUUGGGACUACCCGUCGGACAGCUCGGCUGCUCCUGGCAGUCAGUCGAGGUCCAGUAGAGAUAGCCGGCAAGGUGAUGCACGACCGGACACGGGGGGUGAUCUCCCGGAGACGACGGCGAGAGAACAUGAGGAGGGAGUCGUGUUCCGGGUGAUGGCGGAGCUGAGCAGGAUAGAGAGCGAGCUCGCUGAAGCUGAAGCUGCUGAUGCUCGUGAGGACAGCUUGCCAAAUGCGGAAGUGAUUGGAGCGAAGGAACUUGUUGAGAUCAACAAGCAGAAGAACACAGUUCCUGCACCCAAACCGCCUGCACGGACCCCCAAAACGAGGAAACCGGGCGCGGAAUCAAGUAAAAUGGACCCGGCGGUGAGAGAGUUCCUGGAACAGAUGCAUCAAGAUCGGUCCAAACUGCAAGCCCUUGAACGAGAACUAGACCAUGCCAUCUCGCGUCAAAGCAUCCAGAAUGAAGUGCUCGAGGCGAUGAAUGCGUUGGAGACGAGUUGGAAGGCUCAGGCUAGAGGAGAGCGUGUGGGUCUCAAAAAUAAGAUCAGUGGGAUACGGGCAGCUAUCAGCAAGCUGUGGUGUCAUAUCCGGACGCCUCAUGAGGGAGAUACAUAUGUGAGCAAGCUGAAGGCGUCGAUGGAAUCCAUCGAGGCGGAUCUGCUGGCCAUCAGGGAUCAUGAGAGCAAAGUCCUUGAGGAUCUCGUCCGCCAAGAAAAGAAGCUUACGCAAGAGAUCAAUACCUUCGAAGAGCACAUUGAAGCCUGGAACCAGAUUGCGGAAACUGUUCCAGAAAGACUGCCUCACACCGCGUCUAGCAAGCCCGCGCCUGUAUCUGUCGCCAAGCAUGAUGAUAUACUGCUACCGGAGGUCAUGGAAUACCAGGAUUUCAUCUCCCGGCAUGGCGGCCGCUUUGGAGGCUGGGAAGAACUCAGCCAUACGACCUUUCUCAAGUUACGGCAAAAGUUUGGACCAGACUCUCCAGACUUCUUCCGGGCCUGCAUCUCCCGCAUCCCUGGGAUAGACUACAAUCUGGCGUCUCAGCAUGAGAAAUGGUAUCAGCGGUUCUGUAAAGUGACCGAGGCGCGGAAGAUGGCUAUUGGCAAAUGGAGGCAGCGGAAAGCUGCCAUAUUGGAGAGAGAGGAACAGGCCUUGGACGAAGAGACCGAGAUGAAACACGAAAGGUCAGACGUCGACAUAGCGCUGGAACGAGCAGAACGCGAAGAGAAGAGGCGGGCACUGAUGGAAUGGAAGACCAAGAAAGCCGCCGAGCAGGCAACGCAAGAGCAGAUUUCAAAGCUCACACACAGACAAGAACGGGAAAGGCUAAGAAAGUGGCAGGAAGAACAGAAAGCACGCCACGACAGAAUCGCGGACUUUGUACGGCGCAAAGCUGAAACCGAAGCCUUGAUUCGCAGACGCAGAGAAGAACGUGAGAGACAGGAGCGAAUAUCCCGGGCGUCUGCGGAUCCUGAGAGUGUCACGCGGAUCGCCCAGAAGAACAAACAAAUACUCGAGCGCAGAAUUGCAGCGAAGGAAGCGAAAGCCAAAGCUGAAGAGGAGAAAAAGAAGCACAUCGAGCGGCUUCUCGACAAGGUCGAGGUCCACUCCACAAGAAACCCAGCACGCCUCUUACAACCCACUGAAGCGUUUCAAAAGAGAUUAGAAACGCCGGCCCAUGAUCCGAGCGAGCAGGCUAGGACUCGCUUUGAGCCGCAUAUAUUACCUAGGCGGAGUGUGCCGACGUGGCGAGUAGAGCUCUGA